AAAGGGAAUUCUAAUGCUGAUCCACCUUUCUCUUCAAAUGGCGAACCAACGUUGUCUGGAGAAGAAAGCAAGGAUCCAAUUAACUUAACUCCACCAAUUCCUCCUCUGCUUGGUGGGGACUUAGUCCUCGGACCUAUUGGUGACAUUGGCAGUACUGAAGAAAGAAACUUGACCGACACCAUGAAUAUAACAGAACAUCAUUCGGGCCAUUUUCGUGAGGACCCUGUUCGUUUUAUGAUGCAAAUGGGCGCAUUUUAUCAAGGGACGGGGUGGAGAAGUUAUAAAAACUAUAUCGGAACUCGAAUAUUUUACGAAGGGUACACUGAAGAGUUGAAAGAACGUGUAUUAAACAGUGAACGUGCUGAAAAGCAGGUCAACUUUCUUUCGCAAACAUUUCCAAAUGCCACGCCAAAAAUGAUUGCUAAGCGAAAGAAAAAGUUUGAAAAAGAACUACAAAUUGUAGCCAACGGAAUGGUGGAUAAAUUAAUUGCCGAUCUUAAUAGUAUACGGUUUCUCAGAGCUUUCGUUUUCUUUGUCCAUAAUAUACUAGCGAGAAUGUAUCAUCAAGGAAUACAUAUAUCUGAACGCGAAUUUCUUGAGCUUAGACGUGUAGCUAUUCAUGCUGCUCAAAAUUCUCAAUCUCUUAUUAUUCUUCCAUGUCAUAAAUCUCAUAUAGAUUAUCUUGUUAUUUCUUACAUAUUUUUCCGCUUGGGCCUGGCCCUUCCGCAUAUCGCCGCGGGUGACAAUCUCGACAUGCCUAUUGUCGGUAAAAUCCUUAAGCGCGGAGGUGCAUUCUUUAUUCGACGUACAUGGGGGGAUGACCAACUUUAUGGCAGUAUUGUAAAGGAAUACUUAGAGUGCUUAUUGGAGAGUGGCCAUAGUAUAGAAUGUUUUAUUGAAGGAACAAGAAGUCGUACAGGGAAACUUUUACCUCCUAAACUUGGUAUCUUAAAAAUCUUUUUAGAAUGUAUACUGUCUGGCAGAGCCAAAGAUUGUUGGAUAGUACCGGUGUCUUUGCAAUAUGAUAAAGUAAUUGAAACCGAGACUUAUAUUAAUGAGUUGUUGGGUAGUCCCAAGGAAAAGGAAACUUUAUGGAGUGUUGUAACAAAUACUAGACUAUUACAAUUGAAAUGGGGACGCAUAGACGAUUACUUUGUUGAGAGCACUUGGUUACCAGGUGUGGGAAGGAAUGAAUUAAUAAGACGUGUAGAUUGGUUAAAAGCCGCAAUUUUAGCCAAAGGAGGACGUGUCAAAGAAUUUGGCGGUAUGAGAACUGCAGAAAUUGUCGAUCGUGCCAUGGCUGUGUUAAAAGAUUUGAUCAAGGAAAGGAAAGACUUAUUGGAACCUGUAUUUUAUGCGGAGAAAAGAUUCGAAUUAAGCUUUUACCGUAACCAGGUUAUGCACUUGUUUGUUUCUGAAGCUAUAAUAUCGGUAGCGAUGUACACUAAGAUAAAGCAAGGCGGUGGCAAACCAACACAACGUUUAGACAUUGAAACUCUUUUAAAAGAAGUAGAGUUCCUUUCUCAGUUACUCAAGGGAGAAUUUGUGUAUAGACCUGGUGAAAUUAAGGAUAAUAUAUAUAAAACCUUAGUAGGAUUGAAGAAUGAUCAUGUAAUUGAUUUUGAUGAUAAAUAUGUGGAAUUAUCUGAUGCCGAAAGGGCUAUUGGAAGAGAAAAUUAUGAUUUUUACUGCUUCUUGAUAUGGCCUUUUGUCGAAACAUAUUGGCUUGCUGCUAUAAGUCUGUUUUCUAUGACUCCCACUAAUAUAUCUCGUCAAACACCGAACCCGAUUGUAAAUAAAAACACAAACAACAAACCUGUUCCUAUCACAUGGUUUAAUGAGAGAGAUUUUCAAAACAAAUGCCAAUUAUUUGGUAAAACUCUAUAUUAUCAAGGAGAUCUUUCUUAUUUUGAGGCAGUGAACAAGGAAACGUUGAAGAAUGCAUUUAUCCUUCUGGAGGAUGCUGGUGUCAUCAUGGUGAAACGAAGCCGAAAUGUUAAAAUACAGCCCACUAUUGCUUUAGCACCUGAAUUUGUACCAACAAGGAACUCUGAUGGUUUCAUAGAAGCUAAGGGAGAAUUGUGGAAUUUAGUUGAAAAAAUUGGAAAAUUUCGAAGGGAAGGAAAAAAUCGUAGAGAUAAUGCUACAGUUAGUUCAAGGGUAUUAAAGUUAGCAGAGAUGGUAGGCACUCCAACUACAGCUGAUGUAGAUGUUAUAACAAAUUUAACGAGUAGGCCUUCAAAGAUCGGAAAAUUGGAAGCAAAACUUUAA
Messenger RNA from Cetraspora pellucida, 2271 nucleotides. Lineage: Eukaryota; Fungi; Glomeromycota; Glomeromycetes; Diversisporales; Gigasporaceae. The record is from the annotation of a GenBank genome assembly.